UAUUGAUACAAAUAUGAAAGUGGUAACGCCAUAUUGAGCGAAUGUUGCUCGUAAAGCUUGGGGUAAUUUACCUUGUGGUUCUACAAGUAUUUGAGGAACUAUUUCUCAUAUAGUGUUAGCAACUAAUUUAACAUGGGUAAUAAUCACUAUUUAAACAUUGGGAACUAGAAUGAGCUGCUCGGAUUCGAAAAAAUCGAAGAAAAUAAAGAGCAGUUAAGUGGAAACAUGGGUAACGUUCUUGGGAAAGAAUGCGGGGAUGGAGAGAAAGAUGAAAUGCCGCAGGAAAUGUGCGGUGAAGAUGUUAGAGAGGAGGCCGAUGGGGCUCCCAGUGGAGAUGAACAGUCUUCUCAAUCUAUUGGAGAACUCGAUAGCUACGAAUUGAAACGGCCAGAUGAAAUCAAGGAUGAAAUUGUAAAAGCAGAUGAAAGUUCAGCAUUGCCAGUCAUUUCUACAGUAGCUGCAGCAAGCCAGCGAGAGGAGAAGCCAUGUACGUGUAAAGCCUGCAAGGACAAGCGAGAGUUAGCAGCAGAACAGUUGGAAGAAAUGCGUCGAUUACAGACUUAUUGGAUGGAGCUUCGUCAGUACAUCCGUAUGGUUUACCGUAUGGCCAUAGAAGGCAGAACAGUAGAGAACAAUGGUGCAGAGGAUUAUGAGGUCAAGAUGAAGGACUUGGUUCAGAAGUUGUGUGCUCGUGAUCCACAUCAGCUUUUUCAGAGGCUUGAGUCACAAGUGCAGGAAUUUGUAAUUGAGGCCAAAGUCCGUCAGUUAGAACUUCUUCAUCGAGAGGAGCAAACUCCUGAAUUUGCUCAGAUAUUCCUCACAGGUCUUCUGGAGGGAUAUGACAAACUUUGCCUUGCUGCAAAGCAGCUAGCCCCUUUGCUACAGCAGUUGGAGACUGAACACUUGCAACGAUUCAACCUUACAUGGGAGGUCCUUAACAAACACUUGUAUCAGAGUUGUGUCUAUACUGACCCUCUUGUACAGAAUAAUCUGCCCCACUACAUAGGACAGUUACGUAACAUGUUGCCAGGGAAGAAUCAAGCCUACUCUGAGCUGGUGCACCGCUACUUGGUAUUUGAUUAUGAAAUGACCCUUAUUGGAGCUAUGUGGAGGGACACAGAGAUGCUUGUUCAUAAAUAUAAGUAAGAUUUCUGUUUACUU
Molecule: messenger RNA, 1161 nt
Organism: Zootermopsis nevadensis
Lineage: Eukaryota; Metazoa; Arthropoda; Insecta; Blattodea; Termopsidae
Source: RefSeq, a predicted model, not a curated record